UUUCGCUAAGCCACACGAGGAAACAACGUUGUCCAUGGCGAGACAGGGUGAUUCCUGUGUGAGUGCGGAAGAAGAAGGCGUUCUGAGGCAAACAGAACAUAUAGAGAGUUAAAGAGUCAAAGGCAGAGUUUAGGUAUAUGAAAUUUGUCGAACCAACAGCAAAAGCAUGUGCAGAUAACGUGGUUUGCCACGUGUACAUUCGCGUUGUAACCUUUAGCUAGCUAGCUUAGCUACCGCUCAGACGUGCCUUAGCUACUCUCCCUCAUGCACAGUUGGCUUGAAGUGGGUGGCUGUAGCUGUGUAUUUUUUUUACUUCAGUGCCUCAUUUUAUGUGAACAAGAGAAAUGAAGAGAAAUUGGAGAGGGAGGGGCAAACGCUUCUUUCAUCAUCAUCGGGCUGACUGGAGAAGGAGAGAUCAUUCCGCUGGCAGAAGUCCCGAGUAUGGAUGGGACCAUGCAACAGCAGGGCCCUCUUCCAGAGCAGCAGAAAGCAACUCCGACCAAGACACAGCUUCCUCAUCAAGAGCCACUACAGCUGCUCCAGAAUUGCCAGGCUUCUACUUCGAUCCAGAGAAGAACCGCUACUUCCGGCUUUUGCCUGGACACAACAACUGCAAUCCGUUAACAAGGGAAAUGCUGGAGACGAAGGAGCAAGAAAAAAAGAGGGCAAAGCUGCUUGUGGAGGAUGAGCACCCGAACAAGAAAGCUCCACGGACUGGACUUAACACUGCACUGCUAUUGCAGAGGAGACAUCUGGGUAUGCUGCCCUCAAGCUCCUAUUGUAGGCUGGUCCAUGAGGUGAAGGUCAGUGAGAUGAAACGCCACAAACUGGAGGUGCAGAGCUCCGACUCCAACAGCCCGAACACAGACAAUUUCCGCCUCAUUGUGGCUGAUUCAGCUUGUGAGCAGGUGUUCACAGUGAAUGAUGUGUCACAUGGAGGCUGCAAGUACGGUAUCAUGAACUUCCGUGGCUGCAGGAAGGGCUCUCUGUCAGUAGAGAUGUGUGAUAAUUUGUACUUCACUAACCGCAAGAUGACCUCUGUGUGCUGGGCAUCUGUGACUCAUUCAGACUCCCAUGUUCUCUUGUGUUUGGUGGGUAUAUCUCAGACCCCAGGCUGUGUCAGUUUACUGCCUGCUUCUCUGUUCAGUAACUCCAAUCCUGACCAGCCUGGUAUGCUUUGCAGUUUUAAGAUCUCCACAGCUUGGUCUUGUGCCUGGUGCCUAAAUCCACAGGCUGAUAAAACUUUCAGCACAGGUCUUUCACGGCACGUCAUUGUGACUGAUGCAGUGACUGGACGAAGACAGACGUACAGCACUGGCAGUGAUGUUUUGACCCAACAGUUUGCCCUGAGAGCUCCAGUGCUGUUUAAUGGCUGCCGUUCAGGGGAAAUCUUCAGCAUUGACCUGAGGCAGAGAGGCCGGGGACGGGACCACAGCUGGAAAACCUGCCGUUUCUAUCAGGACUCCGCUGUCACCUCCGUCCGACUCCUCCAGGAUGAAAACUACCUCCUUGCUGCUGACAUGCUGGGAAAGAUUAAGCUGUGGGACGUUCGUGUUAAGCGAUCAGUAAAGCAGUAUGAAGGUCAUCACAAUGAGUAUGCUUAUUUGCCCCUUCACCUGAGUGAGCAAGAAGGACUGCUGCUAGCAGUGGGCCAGGAUUGCUAUACCCGUCUAUGGAGCCUUAGAGAUGGACAUCUCAUCAGGACCAUUCCCUCUCCACACCCUGCAGGGAAAGACUCCAUCCCUAAUGUGGUGUUCUCCUCUCAGCUGGGAGGCCGCAGAGGACUGCCUGGCCUUCUAAUGGCUGUCCAACGUGAUCUUUAUUACUACCCAUAUAACAAUGACUACCAAGAUUGGACAGGACCAAAAGGACAAGGUUAGCUGGUAACCACACACUCUGUAGUGCUUCAAUGACUUACAGCAAAAGGUAGAUUGUAGACUGUUGUAUUAAACAACAAAAAGAUUAUGUUUAUGAUUAUGUAAUCCAGUUUAAUCUUUCUCUGCUGUGUAUGUAAAUUCCUUCAGAGCAUACAUGAACCUGGUAAAUUAACAUGUACAAUUAUAUAGAGACCAGUUACGAAUCCUAACAGCUGUGUUCUUUUCUGUUUAGAUUGAAUCGUACUUGUUUGGGGCAUAUGGUCUUUAAAGGAAGAACAAAAUGGAUCGCUAGAAUUUUUUUCAUAUUAAUAAUGCACACAUGGAAGCUAUUUGAAUUUUGACCUCCAUAAGUGCAAUUUUAGACUGCAGGAUGAAGUCUAUGCUUUAGAGAAAAACUUAUCUGAGAGAGACCCAGAGAGUUCAUAAGAAAUGAGAAAUACAGUGGGAAAGUUUAAAAGGUUAAAAAAAAAAAAAAGCCAUCCUUUCUGUAUGGCUUUUGAAAUGGAGCUACAGCACCACCUGCUGGAUGUACAGAUGUGGUCAGAUGCACCAUAAUAAUACCAUAUGCCAAUAUUUUUCCAAAUCCUUGGGGUAUUUCAUAAAGCAGCAGUUCUCAUCCAGCCAGAUGUUAACCCAAAAUUGAGGACUGUCUAAUAGGAAUGUCCCUCAGCUUUUAUCCUGUUUGAAAGGCUUGAUUUUGGGCUUAAGUUGUCUGGCUAAACUUAUAAAUUCUGCUUCGUGAAAUACUCACUGGACUAACUGUACACAUCAUGUAUUAGUGUACAUAUUAAUUUUAAGUACAUAUUAAUUUUAAAGUGUUUUUUUUUUUUUUUACUUAAAAUUUAAGUGCUUUCUAAUUUGAAACACAUUUUAAAGAAUCAUGAAGGACUGAAGCAGGUGUAUUGUGGUGUAAAAUGACUAAAAUGUACAACACAAGAAUUCAACUUGAAAGACUCACCACUGCAUUACAUUAGAGAGGUACUCAAGUUUAAUUUAAUCAGCAUAGGUGCAUAAAACAUGACAGUUACUGAUAUUUGUGUUACUUAAGUCUGUUUGUCACGUUCAGUCAUCCUAAUAAUACACUUCAAAUAAAACAAACUCUAUUAGA
Messenger RNA from Pygocentrus nattereri (red-bellied piranha), 2985 nucleotides. It is a transcript of the gene wdr21, whose product is annotated as WD repeat domain 21. The coding region runs from base 345 to 1880 and encodes 511 amino acids. Gene Ontology annotation, molecular function: protein binding. The record is from RefSeq and is a predicted model, not a curated record. NCBI's taxonomy places the organism in Eukaryota, Metazoa, Chordata, Actinopteri, Characiformes, Serrasalmidae. The transcript has 13 exons. Gene Ontology annotation, cellular component: Cul4-RING E3 ubiquitin ligase complex.